AUGGGCAAGCGCCAGCGCCAGCUUCUUCUUGUGGGUCUGGACGCCUCGGGAAAGACAACUAUGCUCUACUCACUCAAGGCUGGAGAGGUCGUCACGACGAUUCCUACGAUAGGCUUCAACGUGGAGCACCUAGACAUUCGGAACGGCUGGAUGAACAUCACGUCCUUGGUGGCGUGGGAUGUUGGUGGACGUGACAAAAUUCGCCCACUGUGGCGACACUAUUACAAGGAGGUGGAUGCCCUGGUGUACGUGGUCGAUUGCAAUGACCGGGAGCGGGUGAAUGAGGCUAAGGACCAGCUUUUCCAGCUCCUCAUAGAGGAUGAAUUAGCAGACAAGCCUCUCCUCGUCUUCGCCAACAAACAGGACCUGCCGAAUGCCAUGAGUGACAAAGAGCUUGUGGACAAGCUCUCCCUAAACCAGAUCCGAGAGAGACGGUGGUUCAUCCAAGAAAGUGUGGCCACUAAAGGCCAGGGCAUCUAUGAAGGGUUUGAAUGGCUUGCACGACAGUUGAAGGCUGAUGGGAGAAAUGGCCAGCGAGCAGUCUCGCGUCCUCAAAAGAUCCAGGAGCUCCCUUCCAAGGGCAGGCUGGCCAAGCCAGAGCACCCGGAUGAUGUUUCCACGGCCGACACCGAGGAUGCUACGGCUAGGGCAGAGGUCAUCACUGCACACUCAUGA
Molecule: messenger RNA, 675 nt
Organism: Symbiodinium sp. CCMP2592
Lineage: Eukaryota; Dinophyceae; Suessiales; Symbiodiniaceae
Source: the annotation of a GenBank genome assembly